Etheostoma cragini (Arkansas darter) is the source of this 4718-nucleotide messenger RNA. RefSeq names its product RAD54 like 2 (gene rad54l2). The record is from RefSeq and is a predicted model, not a curated record. Lineage: Eukaryota; Metazoa; Chordata; Actinopteri; Perciformes; Percidae. The transcript has 22 exons. Gene Ontology annotation, cellular component: nucleus. The coding region runs from base 222 to 4718 and encodes 1498 amino acids. Gene Ontology annotation, molecular function: ATP-dependent chromatin remodeler activity; ATP binding; ATP hydrolysis activity.
UUCACAACACCGGAACUUAGUUUGAGCUACCUCUACGGGGACGGUGUUUAUGGUAACACUGGAAAAUUAGAAAUUAGCAACAUUUAUCCGUUCAUUUAGCUACACAGUACUGUGCGAAUUCAUUUAUCGGCCGUUGUGUGCACAGCGAGGUUUCUUGAAGAAUACAGUGAAGCCGCAUACACGAGCUCCUGAUGAAGGUGUGUAGGUAAUAGUUUGACGCCAUGUCUGAAGAGGCAAUUUCCGAAAGUGACCUGGAGCCCAGUCUUAACAGUGAAGAAGAGUAUUCGGAAAAUGAGGAAGAGGAGGACAAUGAGGAUGUGAAGGAAGAUGAGGAUGAAAAUGAUGGAGACGAUGAAGAAGAUGAUAGUGAACGGCCCGGGAGUGCCCAGGGCAGGACGGAAAUAGCUCAGGAUGGCCGGGACUCCUCUUCAGCUACCUCUGGAGAGCCGUCCUCAGAGCCUCCGUCUGAGCCCGGGUCCCGCCCGUCCUCCAGACCCCCUUCUCGCUCUCAAUCUCCAACCAGCCCAGAAAACUCAAGCCAGAGCAAGCCACCUUCCAGCAAAACAAAGAAACAUAAAGCCUCUAAAUUAACCAAAUCUUCUAAGUCUUCAAAAGGCUCCAAGCUAUCUAAGCCUGCACACAUGAGGAAGAAUAUCAGAAAGCUGCUGAAAGAGGAUCAACUGGAGGCGGGGACCAAAGCUGCUCAACAGGAGGAGAUGGACAGGCGGAAGCGCCUGGAGCAGCAGAGGAAGGACUUCCCUACACCAGCCUCGACUGUCCCAGACUCUCAGCUAGUCGACACUGCUUCAGUUUUAGAAGUAUCUCACCUGGUCCCUGCUCUCCUGAGCAAGCAGGAUGUGAUCUGUCUGGACAGCAGUGGUGAUGAAGAUGAAAAGGUGGACCACAAGCUGCCUUCACUUGCCAUUCGAGAUGAUAUAAUUGAGCUUAGUUCUGGGGACGAGGACGCCCUGCAAAUAAGCAGCGAGUCUGCUGAUGACGAUGCUGAUGGCACCGCCUCCUCAGAGGAGAGCAGCGGGGCACACAUCAACGACGCCAUGAAUCUGCCUGAUGCCCAGGGUCGAGUGCUGGUUAAUAUCAGUCACCCUGCAGAGGAGAAAGACAUUUACCUCGCUCCACAGCUAGCCAAGGCCGUCAAACCUCACCAGAUUGGGGGAAUCCGGUUUCUCUAUGAUAACCUCAUUGAGUCUCUGGAGAGGUAUAAGACCAGCAGUGGCUUUGGCUGCAUCCUCGCUCACAGCAUGGGGCUGGGCAAGACACUGCAGGUCAUUUCCUUCACUGACAUCCUACUAAAGAAUACUGAGGCUCACACUGUGCUGGCCAUUGUUCCUGUGAACACACUUCAGAACUGGCUGACAGAGUUUAACCUCUGGCUUCCACCACAAGAAGCCCUUUCCCCGGACACUGACCCUGCAAUUCUCACCGGCCGCACAUUCAAAGUUCACAUCCUCAACGAUGAGCAUAAGACGACGCUGGCCAGGGCCAAAGUUGUGGAGCACUGGUCCAGAGAUGGAGGGGUGUUGCUGAUGGGUUAUGAGAUGUACCGCCUACUGUCCAUGAAGAAAAGCUUUGUGAUGGGCAAGAAGAGGAAAUCAAAGAAGCCCGCAGGACCAAUCAUCAUUGACCUGGACGAAGAAGAUAGACAGCAGGAACUCAUGAAAGGUAUUGAAAGGGCCAUAGCGCGGCCGGGCCCAGAUGUGGUGAUAUGUGACGAGGGUCAUCGUAUUAAAAACUACCAUGCCAGCACAUCCCAGGCUCUGAAAAACAUCCGCUCCCGACGCAGAGUAGUCCUGACCGGCUACCCGCUGCAGAACAACCUAAUUGAAUACUGGUGUAUGGUGGACUUUGUUAGGCCCGACUUUUUAGGCACACGCCAGGAGUUCAGCAACAUGUUUGAGCGGCCCAUUCUGAACGGGCAGUGCGUGGACAGCACACCUCAAGAUGUCCGCUUGAUGCGCUACCGCAGCCAUGUGCUGCACAGCCUGCUGGAAGGGUUUGUCCAGAGACGAGGUCAUGAUGUGCUGCGAGACCAGCUCCCCUCCAAGGAGGAGCACGUGAUCUUGGUGCGACUCUCUCCCAUUCAGAGGGCGCUGUAUACCGAGUUUAUGAAACGCUUUCGAGAAGCAGGGAACAGUGGCUGGCUGGGUCUAAACCCACUCAAAGCCUUCUGUGUCUGCUGCAAGAUCUGGAAUCACCCAGACGUCCUUUAUGAAGCCUUGCAGAAGGAGAAUCAGGCAAACGAGCAGGACCUGGACCUCGAUGACAUUACUUCAACCAGUAACCCCCGCUGCCCUGCACCAGGUUCUGGCCUCAAAGCCAAAGUGACCGACUCCAGCAACAGCAAAGGCAACAACACCCUGCCUCCACUCAAUCACUCUCAGGAAAGAACCAAUCAAGUCAUCACGUAUGAAUGGGCAAAGGGCAUAAUGUCUAACUACAGCACAGGAGUUCUGGAGAACUCUGCCAAGAUGAUUCUGCUCUUUCAUUUGAUUGAUGACAGUGUAGGAAGGAGAGACAAGAUUUUGGUCUUUAGUCAAAGUUUGUCCACCCUGACCGUCAUUGAGGACUUCUUAUCAAAGAGAGCUAUGCCGAAAGGCAUCGCCUCCUCUGACGCCCAGAGCCAAAACUGGGUUCGCAACCUCAAUUACUACAGACUGGAUGGGAGUACUUCUGCCUCAGAAAGAGAGCGACUUAUAAAUCAGUUUAAUGACCCAGAAAACAACACAACUUGGGUCUUUCUCCUGUCAACAAGAGCGGGCUGCUUGGGGGUAAAUCUGAUUGGGGCCAACCGUGUCGUUGUGUUUGAUGCCUCCUGGAACCCAUGCCAUGAUGCUCAGGCGGUGUGUAGGGUGUACCGCUAUGGUCAAAGGAAACCCUGCUACAUUUACCGCCUUGUCUGUGAUUUCACCUUGGAGAAGAAGAUCUAUGACAGACAGGUCUCCAAACAGGGCAUGUCUGACCGUGUGGUUGAUGACCUGAACCCAGUGCUGAACUUCACUCGUAAGGAAGUGGAGUCGUUGCUGCAUUUUGUGGAAGAGGAACCUGACAAAAUCUCUCUGGAAUCCAAGGAGGAAUUUGAAAUAGUGAUGCAUACAGCUUGUCAGCUUUAUCCACACCUCAUCACCAAGCAACCUUUUCAUCACGAGUCUCUGCUGGUGGACCGGAAGGAGUCAAAACUGACCAAAGCGGAGAAGAGAGCCGCCAAGAAGAGCUAUGAGGAUGAGAAACGAGCCUCGGUGCCCUACUCUCGCCCAUCAUAUGCCCCCUAUUACCCAACCAGUGAUCAGACACUCACAAACAUACCAGCAUUUAACCAACGUGGCUGGCGUCCCAUGGCACGACCAGAUGACAAACCUGUGGCGAGUGUCAGGCCCAUCCAGUCAACCCCGAUACCCAUGAUGCCUCGCCAGGUCGGCAUGGGCAUGGCUGGCUCUGCCGGCAGCCUGCCUGUCAACUUCCUGCAGAAAGCUGGAGUUUACGUACAGCGGAUCGUCACUACAACUGAUAUUGUAAUCCCAGGAGCCAACAGCACAACAGAUGUUCAAGCUCGAAUUAGUGCAGGAGAGAGCAUCCAUGUUAUCAGAGGAUCAAAAGGUACCUACAUUAGGACAAAUGAUGGAAGGAUUUUUGCUAUUCGUUCUGGAAAGAUCAGUAGGCCACCAGUCGGGGGCUCUGCAACUGCAAGAGACACCCAUGGUUCCCUACUCCACCCACUCAGUAAUGGCUGUUCAUCACCUGUGGAUCAACAGCAGGGCUCCCCCAACGGGGAGCAGCAGCCCUCCUCUCCCUUAAACUCUGAGAUUCUCAGAGAGUUCAGCCGCUACGCUGCAUCCACAAGUGAUGUCACCGCGGGCAUGGGGAAUGAGUUGCCGUCACCGUCAGAAAUGUUGGCUGUACCAGCAGGAGAUGAAGGCAGUACGCAAAACAAUCAGACUGCUGACCUCAGUAGGCAACUCAGUGAAGACCUCUUGAGCUCAGCUUUAGAGAUGCGAGGCAGCAAGCGCAGGAGUACUGAAAGCCAUGGCAACACACAAAUAGGAGGAAAACGCACUUCGGCUGCAACACGUUUCCCUGGACUGUCAAUGGGCUCCAGUGGGCUCAGUUUUCCCCCUGUGGGUCUGAACACGACCUCACUACUGGGGAACCUAGGUCACAUAAAUCAUCCACUUCUGAUGGACGGUAGUGGUGGAUCCUCAUUCCUUCAGACACCAAGACAAACACUGGCUGACCUACAGACCAUGUUCCCCUCCGCAGGCUCGGACCUACUGAGACAGUCUGCAACAGGACACCUUUCCACCCCCUCUUCGUCCUCUCUGUCCGCUGUUUUUUCCUCUGCUUCCACCACCAUCCCCAUGUCAUCUGCACCCUCUGCAGCAACUUCUUCCUCCCUGGCGUCAGGUUCACUGCCUUCGUACUUGAUGACUCCCAACAUGGCUGGCCUGCUUUCGUCUGGCUUCCCUCUUGAUUACAGUCCGUCGCUGCUCUCUGAGCCGAGGAUGUUCCCCACCUCCCUCCUCUCUGGGUCAGGGGGAUUCCCAACGCCUAACUCCAACACUACUGCAUCCAGUUUCCUCUCCCAUUUCAACAAUCCCACUUCAAGUCUGUUAGGGGCAGCUCUGACCCAACCGGACAUGCAUCAGAGUACGGAGAACGGCGGCAGUAGUUCUGAUGAUGAUGUAAUAGAGGUGACAGGACAGUAG